Messenger RNA from Cervus elaphus (red deer), 3070 nucleotides. It is a transcript of the gene SEPHS1, whose product is annotated as selenophosphate synthetase 1. The record is from RefSeq and is a predicted model, not a curated record. Gene Ontology annotation, biological process: L-selenocysteine biosynthetic process. Gene Ontology annotation, molecular function: ATP binding; selenide, water dikinase activity. The transcript is spliced from 9 exons. NCBI's taxonomy places the organism in Eukaryota, Metazoa, Chordata, Mammalia, Artiodactyla, Cervidae. Bases 215 to 1393 code for a protein of 392 amino acids. Gene Ontology annotation, cellular component: cytoplasm.
CCUCCCGCCCUCUGCGCCGCCGCCGGGAGAGGCCUUUUUAUUCAGGCGACGCUUAAGGGAGCCCGGCUGCGCCCGGUGCAUUGUGGGAGCGGCGGAGUCCCGUUCGCGGGAGGAGGCGGAGGGCGCAAAGCGAACCGGUGGAUCUAUAAAGAAACCAGCUGCGUAGGAGAGGGAGGGGAGGAGCCCGGCCGUGAGGUGUGUGGGCCCAAGAACCAUGUCUGCACGGGAGUCCUUUAACCCGGAAAGUUAUGAAUUGGACAAGAGUUUCCGGUUAACCAGAUUCACUGAACUGAAGGGCACUGGCUGCAAAGUGCCCCAAGAUGUCCUGCAGAAAUUGCUGGAGUCCUUACAGGAGAACCACUUCCAAGAAGAUGAGCAGUUUCUUGGAGCAGUUAUGCCAAGACUUGGCAUCGGCAUGGACACCUGUGUUAUUCCUCUGAGGCACGGCGGCCUUUCCUUGGUUCAAACGACAGAUUACAUUUAUCCCAUCGUCGACGACCCUUACAUGAUGGGCAGGAUAGCCUGCGCCAACGUCCUCAGUGACCUCUACGCCAUGGGGGUCACGGAGUGCGACAACAUGCUGAUGCUCCUUGGAGUCAGUAAUAAAAUGACCGACAGGGAAAGGGAUAAAGUGAUGCCCCUAAUUAUACAGGGUUUUAAAGAUGCAGCAGAGGAGGCAGGCACGUCUGUAACGGGCGGCCAAACAGUGCUAAACCCCUGGAUUGUUUUAGGAGGUGUGGCUACGACUGUCUGCCAGCCCAACGAGUUUAUCAUGCCAGAUAACGCAGUGCCGGGUGAUGUGCUUGUACUGACAAAACCUUUGGGGACGCAAGUGGCCGUGGCCGUGCACCAGUGGCUGGAUAUUCCUGAGAAGUGGAAUAAAAUCAAGCUAGUGGUCACCCAGGAGGAUGUGGAGCUGGCUUACCAGGAGGCGAUGAUGAACAUGGCUAGGCUCAACAGGACAGCGGCAGGACUCAUGCACACGUUCAACGCCCACGCGGCUACUGACAUUACGGGCUUCGGGAUUCUGGGCCACGCACAGAACCUGGCCAAACAGCAGAGGAACGAGGUAUCCUUUGUGAUUCACAACCUUCCCGUCCUGGCCAAGAUGGCAGCUGUGAGCAAGGCCUGCGGAAACAUGUUUGGGCUCAUGCAUGGGACCUGCCCAGAGACAUCAGGCGGCCUCCUGAUCUGUCUACCGCGUGAGCAAGCAGCUCGAUUCUGCGCAGAGAUCAAGUCCCCCAAGUAUGGUGAAGGCCACCAAGCAUGGAUUAUUGGGAUCGUGGAGAAGGGUAACCGCACAGCCAGGAUCAUAGACAAGCCCCGGAUCAUUGAGGUCGCACCGCAGGUGGCCACCCAGAAUGUGAACCCCACGCCCGGUGCCACCUCGUAAUCUAGGCCAAGGCAGCUGUGUGGUUUUGUUUUUAAAUAGCUCUAUUUCCUUUAUCAUCAUUUCAAUUAAAGACUAUAAACAACAACGAAAAAUCUCAUUGUGUCUACACAUCUGGUGACCUUAGGUCGAUUUGUGAGUGGAUGCAAUUAAUCAAAUAAAAUCCAUUGCCUUUUUUUCCCGUUACAUUAACUGAAGAUGCACCUAAUCUUGAGGCAGCUUCUGAGUUGAGAAUUAUAUUGUUAUCCAAUACUGUUGAUUCAUUUUGAAUCUUUAGACACUUAUCUCUUGCCGAGUAGGCUCUUUUUAAAGGUGCUUUCAUGUAGCACAGACAUUACCUGUCGUAGUGUCAUAGCAGUUUGUGUCUUUUCAUUUUAUGUAUAUUUAUCAUUAUCAGCCUGAUCCUUUUUGAAGUGUCUGGAAUGGUAUUCUGGUGGUAUUCUGGAAAGACAGGCUUGGUGAGGGAGUGACACAGCAGUGUCCCGAUAGCAAGAGGGUUGCAUGAGUCCUUCUAGUCUUCUAAUUCAAGAGCAUCUCUUAGACCCAAGAGUGCAUUCAGCUAAACCAGGCAAGUGCUUAACUCUGCAUGGAAAGCACUUUGAAGACAAAAAAGAAAUGUUCUUUCUUUCUUUUUUUUGUAGCCUUCCUAAUACUUGCAGUAGUAUCAUUAACUGUUUUCUUUAUUGAUAGCAAAAAAGGACACUUUUUGCAAUGUAAUUAGAUGUUCAAUAGCACAGCAAGGAAUUGCCUCUGAAAGGGGGUUCAUGUAUAAUACUCAUUUACAAGUCAGCAUAUAAUUAACUACACAAAUAAUUUUUAAAUAUAAUCAAUAAUAAAGACUGUUCUGUGGAUAGUCGUGUUUAAUACAUUUUAUAUUUUGUAUAGUGAUUUCAGACCUUUUGUUUCCUUAAAAUCCAGCUGUUUAGCCUGAUUCUUAGCAUUAUUUUGUCCUUUGCGCCAGUACUUUUCCGUGCACGCUUCCUGUGAUCUGUGUGGAAACCUGCAUUGGCCAACCAUGCAGCUUGAACUUCAACUUGUUAUUCAAAUAAAUAUUUAAUUUUUUUUAUUGCUCUUGUAUAAUCAGAUGCCCCAUUUAGUAUUAUUUUAGAAGCAUCAAGAGGGUUUUGGCUAAAAUACAAUUUAUUGGGGGAAAACUAGAUUUUAGUUUUAUAAAACUUUUAAGUCUUUCACGGGACCUAUAUUUUCUUGAAUUAAAUUUUGUAGUUCUAGAACAAAUAGGUGAUCUAAAAAGGUGUUUAUCCGUGUUCGUUAAAAACAGAGGCUUCCUUUUAUUUUCACCUACUGAACCAGUAGGAGAGGCUCCUCUCCUCACGUGUCACACUGUCCCUGCAUGUCCCACCGCCCGCUUCUGAGCGCUUCCUGCCUACAGGCACCAAAGUCGAGAAUGGCUCAACUUCUUGCCAAAGGAAACCACCACGCGGGAGCAAAGCCCUGGAAGAGGCUCUACCGUGGACACGUCCUCCAGGAGCCAAAGCGCAGCCUCUUCGCACAUGUUACUGGAACUCAAGCCAUUAACUUCAGUGUAUAGAACCAAGGGGCUGCAGCAGAACUGAAAUUAACUGGACAUUGGGUAGGGACUGAUGACCAUGUCGGUUCUCAGAAGCUACAAACUGGUCGUCUGCAAAAUAAAAUGUGUUGGAAACCUCUGAGUGAGAUGAA